AUGCCCGCCGCCGUAGUUCUCAAUGUGGCCGAAAAGCCAUCCGUUGCCAAAAGCAUAGCGGCACUUUACCCGCCUGCCAACAAACGCUACAUUAAUUCGGCCAGUCAGUUCAAUCCGGUUGUUGCUUUUGACGAUGUGGAGUUCGAGGGGCAUGCAGGCGCGACGAUGAUAUUUACCUCCGUUCGAGGGCAUUUGACGGAAGUGGACUAUGAGGAGGAGUACCAGGAGUGGCGUCGGUGUCCGCCGUCUGCAUUGUUUUCGGCACCCAUUGAGCGUAAGGUGCCAAAGGACAGCAAGUCCCUGGAGCGCAACCUGCGCACCUUGUCCAAGGACUGCAGCCACCUGGUCCUAUGGCUGGAUUGCGACCGAGAGGGAGAAGCCAUUGCGCACGAAGUCAUGGAGGUUUGUUUGAAAAGCAACCGCCGACUCCACUGCCUCAGAGCACACUUCAGUGCGGUGACCGCACAAGCUGUGCAACGCGCUUUGAACUCCCUCACAGCACCAGACCAGAAGCAGGCACAGGCCGUGGAAGUCCGUAGGGAAUUGGACCUCAGAAUCGGGACAUCCAUCACCAGAUUGCUCACACUCAAGUUUGUCAAGAAAUUCGACAUGCCCACCAAGGUCGUCAGCUAUGGACCCUGUCAACUACCCACCCUCGGCUUCGUCGUCACCCGCUGGCUGGCAAUCCAAAGAUUUCAACCUGAAGAUUACUACUAUCUAACUCUCACCGUAAAUAAGGCUCAACAGCCUGUGGUCUUCUCUUGCCAAGGCGAUCGCAUCUAUGACAAAACCCUCGCCCUAAUGAUCUAUCAGAAGUGCCUGGUUUCAUCUUGCGUUGUGAGCUCGGUACAGAAAAAGGAAACUACCCAUCGGAAACCCAAACCCAUGAGUGAAACUUAG
Messenger RNA from Gregarina niphandrodes, 900 nucleotides. Its product is annotated as DNA topoisomerase. Gene Ontology annotation, cellular component: nucleus. The record is from RefSeq and is a predicted model, not a curated record. Gene Ontology annotation, biological process: DNA topological change. Gene Ontology annotation, molecular function: DNA topoisomerase type I (single strand cut, ATP-independent) activity; DNA binding. The transcript has 2 exons. Bases 1 to 900 code for a protein of 299 amino acids. NCBI's taxonomy places the organism in Eukaryota, Apicomplexa, Conoidasida, Eugregarinorida, Gregarinidae.